GACCCGAUCUUGUCCGUAAAUUUCUUUAUUGCAAUUCCUACAAAGAAGAAGCUACUAGAAACUGGAAUUCAAUGGCAUCAAUGAAUGAGGAUUAUCUUCAUCAACAACAACAAUUAACGCAACAAUAUAACACGGGUGAAGGCAACAGUAGUUUGUGUACAACUUUUGGAAUGAGCACUGGAUUGGGUUGGUAUGUGCUCGCUCAAGACCAACAGCAACUAGGCCCGUAUACAAUAUCUGAGUUGCGUGAGCACUACUCUGCUGGAUACUUACUGGAGAAUACACUUGUAUGGUCCCAAGGAAGGAGUGAAUGGGAACCACUGUGCUCGAUUCCUGGAUUGCUGACUGAUGUACCUGAGCAGAGCACUGGUGGUACAAAUUCAGUUCCUUUGACUUCAAAUGACCCUUUGGAUGAGUAUGAAAAGUUUCAGAAGGAAGUGAAAGAGGCAGAGGACGAGCAAGCAGCCGAGGAGGAUCAAAGGCCUUCAACUCCUCCAGAUGGUGAAGAUGAGUUCACCGAUGAUGAUGGAACUAGGUACAAAUGGGAUAAAGCUCUUAAAGCUUGGGUACCUCAGGAAGAACCCACCGAGAAAACUGACUAUCGUCUAGAAGAUAUGACUUAUGCUGAAGAGGAGGAACUUUUCCCUACAUUGCCCGCUGAUGAUACUUCUGGAAAUAAGAACAAGAGCAUGGAUAACAUUGGAACUGAUAACACUGCUAGAGAUUCAACUGAAACCACAGCAGCAACAAAUAACGCCAAGAGAAAACUGCCUGAAAAAGACGCUGAAAAGAAGGAAGCGAAUAAACCUCCAGAUAGCUGGUUCGAAUUAAAAGUCAAUACUCAUGUCUAUGUUACAGGGUUGCCAGAAGAUGUCACUGUUGAUGAGGUGGUUGAAGUCUUUUCGAAGUGUGGGAUCAUAAAGGAGGAUCCAGAAACACAAAAGCCUCGAGUGAAGAUUUAUUUUGAUAAAGCAACUGGAAGGAAGAAGGGUGAUGCACUUGUUACAUAUCUAAAGGAGCCUUCAGUUGAUCUAGCCAUUAAGAUUUUGGAUGGUGCACCUUUUCGGCCAGGUGACAAAAUUCCUAUGACAGUUACGCCAGCAAAGUUUGAGCAAAAAGGGGAAAGGUUCAUACCCAAGAAAUCGGACAACCGCAAGAAGAAGAAACUCCAAAAAGUUGAGCAGAAGAUGCUUGGCUGGGGUGGUCGGGAUGACUCAAAGAUAUCGGUUCCAGCUACUGUUUUGCUUCGCUACAUGUUCGUACCAGCUGAAUUACGGAUGGAAGAGAAUUUGUGUUCUGAGCUACAACAAGAUGUCCAAGAGGAGUGCUCAAAGUUUGGUCCGGUGGACUUAGUAAAGGUAUGCGAGAAUCAUCCACAAGGGGUUAUUUUAGUCAAAUUUAAGGAUAGAAGGGAUGCACAUAAGUGUAUUGAGGCGAUGAAUGGACGCUGGUUUGCUGGUAGGCAAAUCCAUGCUAGUGAGGAUGAUGGAUCUAUUAACCAUGCUUUAGUCCGAGAUAUAGAUGAAGAAACUGAUAGAUUGGAGAAGUUUGGAGAAGAACUUGAAGCUGAUUCAUAGAUGUGUUCUCUAUGUGGAAAUAGUAGCAACACUUAUUUUUGCUUGCUAUACAAUCCAUGUGUCUACGCGCUCUUUGAAUAGGAACCCGUUUUCUAAAUGAUCCUGGCGUUCGUACUUUGUUGACUUUCCGAGAUCUUGCAAAAAGUGGGUUUGUAGAUGUGAUAGGUUCUGAGCUCGUGGCACUUCAACUAGACUUGUAAUUGCAAGUAAUAGGCAAUCUCCUAGUUUUCUUUGGAGCAACAUGUGACAAGAUCAACUGGAAUGAGGAAGUAAUCUUUUUUUGCCUGGUGAAGUGGUGGAGUAGAAUUUUCACUAGUGCUUGACUUCUGCUCUCAGACUGAACGUGAUAUGCUCUGUAAUUAAUGUAGCUGCAAUAUUGGUUCGAUUAUUACUCUUUGUUCGCUCCCAUUCCAAACCAGGGUAUCAAACUUGUAUGGUAUACUUUGCUGUGAAAUGUACUUUUAUGUUUAAAAAAUAUCGAAAUUCCUGCAGGA
Messenger RNA from Lycium ferocissimum, 2071 nucleotides. RefSeq names its product splicing factor U2AF-associated protein 2. Lineage: Eukaryota; Viridiplantae; Streptophyta; Magnoliopsida; Solanales; Solanaceae. The record is from RefSeq and is a predicted model, not a curated record. Gene Ontology annotation, cellular component: U2-type spliceosomal complex; U2 snRNP. The transcript has 15 exons. Gene Ontology annotation, molecular function: RNA binding. Bases 72 to 1577 code for a protein of 501 amino acids. Gene Ontology annotation, biological process: mRNA splicing, via spliceosome.